This is a messenger RNA of Scleropages formosus (Asian bonytongue), 1260 nucleotides long. Its product is annotated as protein lifeguard 1. Lineage: Eukaryota; Metazoa; Chordata; Actinopteri; Osteoglossiformes; Osteoglossidae. The record is from RefSeq and is a predicted model, not a curated record. Bases 194 to 1066 code for a protein of 290 amino acids. The transcript is spliced from 10 exons. Gene Ontology annotation, cellular component: membrane.
AGUCUAAAGAUCAGCACUUUGGGGACAGGUGUCGUCCAGCAGACCUGCUUAGGGAAUCACCGCUCUCAAUCAACGCUUAUUACCAGCCUAAGUACUGUAAAAGGCUCUUUCAAUUAUUAACCUCCGAAUAAAACCAGACACCCGCCUUGGGAAAAAAAGAAAAAAAACUGCUCUGUCAAAAGGCUGGGUGGAAAUGGCGAAAAACACCACCGUUACGGAAGACUUGCCCCCACCGUACAACUACAACGGCUACCCCCAGCAGCCAGCGCCACCAGAAACCUUCCAGGUGGCCCCGGGAAACAUGGCCAUGGGCUCCGUGGGGGGCGACUGCGCAGGGAAUGCCGAGGGCCAGACCCCCGGUGCCCCACCGGCAUACUCUGAGGGUUUGGAGGACUUCAGCUGCUUCUCGGACGCAGCCAUCAGGAGAGGUUUCGUCAGAAAGGUCUACUUGACGCUCAUGGUUCAGCUGCUGGUCACCACAGCCAUCAUCUGCGCCUUUCUCUACUGGCAUGAACUCAGAGUCUGGACGAUACAUAGCACCUGGUUCACAUACACUAUGCUGGCGAUAGUGUUUGCGCUCAUCCUCGUCCUGUCGUGCUGUGGAAACCUGCGGCGAAAAGUGCCGCUGAAUUUCAUCUUCCUUGCACUGUUUACAGCGGCGGAAGGCCUGGCGCUGGGUUCGGUCACUGUGUUCUACGAAGCUGAGGCUGUGCUUUGGGCUGUCGGGGCCACCGCUUUCGUCUCUUUUGCUCUGAGCGUGUUUGCGAUGCAGACAAAGUGGGACUUCACAGCACUGAGUGGAAGCCUUUGGGCCAUAUGCUGGUCCCUGGUCACUUUCGGUAUCCUGUGUGCAAUCCUGCGCUCACACUAUCUGUACAUUGUGUACGCCAGCCUCGGGACGCUCAUCUUUUCUGUGUAUCUGGUGAUCGACACGCAGUUCAUGCUGGGCGGGAAACACAGAUACAGCGUCAGUCCGGAGGAGUACAUCUUCGUGGCGCUCAACCUCUACUUGGACAUCGUCUCGCUUUUCCUUUUCAUACUGCAGCUCUUCGGGCUGAGUCGUUGACACGCCGUCUCCGUCUGUCCAUCCGCUGCCCGCGUCCAAGCGUGUGUCUGGUGCACGUGUUUCUUGUCAAAUUCUGCUGUGUGUUUCUAGUCUUACCACUUACUCCAAAUUAGUUAACAUUUUAUGAAAUGUUAAACACUGCCAGUGUUAUUUGUACUAUACUCGUUUGUAUUUAUAUGAGAUACCGUAAAGAU